UUAUCAUUCCUUAAUGAUCCAAGCAUCCAGGAACAAAACAUCUGAUUUUCAUUAUUUUUUUAUAUAUUUAUUAAAUUGGCAACUGCAUAUAACACAAACAGGAAAGAUGGCGGAUACCGUAAUUGAUAAAGAAGGAAAUUAUAAAAAGAAAGGCUUGAAUCAUGCAGUUGUCUCUACCAGCAGCAAGCUGCCAGCAUCAGACAGAGAAAAGAGGAAACUUAGUUCUGAUCCAAGUGACAGUGAAGAGGAUGAUAUUGAUGGAGUUGCCAUGCUUGAAGAAGCUUUUCCUAAAAGGCAGAAGGUUAGCGUGGGAUUCAGCAAGACAUUUGGCUCUGUAACAUCAAUUGGUAACAGUGAUAAGAAAAAUCCAGCUCCUAUAACGAUCAAGUUAGGUGCUCAGAAAAAUAAAGAAGUGAAACCUACUUUAAAGAAAGCAAGUGCCUCUGUUGCUUCAGCAUUCAAUCAAGAAAGUGAUGAAGAAGAAGAAAUGCCACCAGAAGCUAGAAUGAGAAUGAGAAAUAUUGGGAGGGAUACCCCAACUUCUGCUGGUCCAAAUUCAUUUGGAAAAACACGCCAAGGUUUCUGUGAUGUAAAAAAAGUUUUUGAACGUCAAUUGAAAGAGAAAAUGGAAGAAGUUGGAGACAAAUAAUUGAUAUACCUUUGUAAACAUUUGUAAAUUACCAUCAUCAUAUUCGUCCCUAGCUUAUUGUUGGAAAGAUAUGUCUUAUAUGAGUCUGUAAUAUUAAAUGUAAUUGAAGUCUUUUUAUGUAAGUUUCUGCAUCAAUAACACCUGGCUUAGCAUUCAAUAUUUUUAAAAAUUAAAUUCAUCCCUUUUUUUAAAAAUAAUAAACUAAUAAAUAACAGUAGUGUAAUUAUUUAGCUUAAACGCAAGACAUUUGAUUAAAUUAUCAUUGGUCUGUUUAAGAAAUUUUUACUAUACAACAUCUUUUAAUUGAGCUUCCAAAUUUGUGUAAAAUAAAUAAAUAAAAAUUUACGCAAGGCAUGUUGAAAUUAAAUUAUUUGGAAUGUAUGAUUAAAGUUUUAUGAAUUGUACAUAAUGUAGCUUACAAAUUUAUUACAUGUUUCAAUCUAUGUCAUUGCAGCAUAUCCUUUAUUUAAUACCUAAUUUUUAUAAAUUUUAUUGUUAACAUAUAAUUUUAUAUAUAUUUCUCUUCUGUUGAAGAAAUAUGCGUAACUAUCUGUUAUUAUAAAUUACAUUUCUUUUUCUAUUUGCUUAAAUAUAUUUGAAUAGUGUUUUUUCUUCUGUCUACUAAGUCAUAACUAAUUAUAUUAAAUUCUGUUGGAUUCAUGUUGUGUAAUUUAAAAUAUCUUUUUAAUUAUAAAUUGUGUUUGUUAGUGAACAAAAUUUUUUUAAUUUUGUUUGUACUACUUUGAUAUAGGAAUUGUUAUAUAAUUGGGAUUAGAGUUUUAGUUAAAAAUUGAAUGUUUUGAGAAUGCUUGUUUUAAUACAAAAUGCUGACAUAUUGCAAAGAAAGAAUUUAUUUACAUUUUUCCAUUAGAAAAAAAAAAAGAAACAUAAUACAUAUUAGAAACAAUGUUAAAGGAAAAAAAUUCUAGGAUUUGUGGCUAACUUGAAUUUUAAGUAUUAAAUUGUUGAGACUAGAAGAUUCAUUGAUAUUCACUCAAUCUGUUUGAAAAUGAUUGUUUUCAUUUUAAAUUAGAUUUUUCCAAAAUUUCUCGCCUUUACCAGGAAUGAUUUUAGAGGAAGUAAUGUGAAAAAUGAUUGAUUUAACUUGUUUAUUGUUUCUUAUGUUUAUUUUACUUGUUCAACAUUUCUUAUAUUUGUUUGGUUUAUUAUUAAAAAUUGUUUUUUGUUUGUUUGAACGUCUGUUAAAAUUGUUUUGACUUUAUAUUUUUCUCCCAUAUUUUUGGUUUGAUAAUUGAACAAUCAGCUGCACUGUAUUUUUCACAAUAGUAGGACUGUUAAUAUAAGUAAUAAUAAAUUGCAAUGUAGUGUCAAAAAGAUAAAAUAAAAUUUGUCCUGUAA
Parasteatoda tepidariorum (common house spider) is the source of this 2008-nucleotide messenger RNA. RefSeq lists its product as uncharacterized. Gene Ontology annotation, biological process: protein ubiquitination; proteasome-mediated ubiquitin-dependent protein catabolic process. Gene Ontology annotation, cellular component: nucleus. NCBI's taxonomy places the organism in Eukaryota, Metazoa, Arthropoda, Arachnida, Araneae, Theridiidae. The record is from RefSeq and is a predicted model, not a curated record.